Fraxinus pennsylvanica is the source of this 3852-nucleotide messenger RNA. NCBI's taxonomy places the organism in Eukaryota, Viridiplantae, Streptophyta, Magnoliopsida, Lamiales, Oleaceae. The record is from the annotation of a GenBank genome assembly.
AUGGCGACGGCGGGCGGAGGAGCCACAACCAACACAGACGCCAUCUCUUCCUCUUACAAUGGCGGAGGAGGAGAAGGGGUGGGAGGAAAGUUCCGCAAGAGGCCGUUCCGUAGAGCCCACCAUACUACGCCGUACGAUCGCCCCCUCACUGGUCUCCGAGGAAUUACCACCGGCGCAACUAACAAUAACAACUCUAGCUGGUUGAAUAAGCUCGUGGUGGACCCGGCCUCCAAGCUCAUCUCUUAUGGGGCUCACCGCUUCUUUGCCUCCGUUUUCCGCAAACGCCUCCCACCUCCUCCCCAACCAACAGAGGCAAAUAAUGAAGCGAUCAACGGGCUUCAGGAGGUGAUCCCUAAUAGUCAAUCUGGCGCAAAAGAACCUACAGAUGGUAAUAGUAGUCAUCCAGUAAAUCACUCUGACAUUGGUGGGAUAUCUGAGCUUGAGCAACUGUUAAAGCAGAAGACAUUCACCAGUUCUGAGAUUGAACGCCUCACGGAACUAUUACGUUCACGAGCUGAAGAAGUGCCGGUUGGCAAAAGAACUCAAGAAGCAUUACCUGAGCUAGCAUCCGAUUUGGGAAGGCAUCAACAGUUCUCGAGCAGUCCAUUGGAAGAAGAUAGAAAUGAGAGGGAUGGAUAUCAUGGAGUCAAUACUACUAUAGCCAAUUCGAGAGUCCUUGAGGAUGAUAUUGCUUCUCCAGCUGAACUUGCAAGAGCUUACAUGGGCAGUUGCCCUUCAAAGAUAUCACCAUCAAAGUUGGGGAUGCGCAGUCAAAUUGGUAGGGAAGAUGCAAGAUUGCUUAGCAAUGUUCCAUUUACUCCAAAAUCACCCGUCAUGUCAUCGACAACCAGAGUUUCUGUUAACGUUGGGGUUCCAGAGAAUGGUUUUAUAACCCCAAGAUCUCGAGGCAGAUCAGCAAUUUACAACAUGGCUCGUACUCCAUAUCCCAGAGUUAAUACAACGGCCAUUCUCAAGGGAAGUGGAUCCACUAAUAAUGGUUAUGGGGGAUCCUCACUGUCAAUAUCUCGGUCUCUUCUGGAGAAUGAUUUGUCUAAGCAAGUGAGCUUAAAACGAAGGAGUUCAAUAUUAGAUGAUGAUCUUGGAGCCGGCGGUCUUGUGCGGAGAAUCCGACAAAAACCUAAUCUUUUGUCUCCCAGAAUUCCUCAUUCAGCUGGUGGAGUGGGAAUAGGUUUUGAUGGUGUUCGAGGAUCUUUGAAGCAGAAGCUUCCAUUAGUGGAUGAACCAAAGCAUAAGCUUUCAAUAACUGUUAGAAAGAAUGAGGAUGACAGCAUUCCAAGCACAAGUUACGCUCAUGUUCCUUCUAAGUCCACUGAGGUGGCUUCAAGAAUAUUGAAGCAGAUUGAAAAGCUAAGCCCGAAGGAAAAAUCAUCAGAUCCCCGACUAGUUGCCUUGCGGGAGAAAACACCCGAUAAAUUGACACCCAAUAUACCUCAUGGACAAGCUCCGAGGAGCCUGGAGUAUGUGAAAUCCUCGAAGUUGCUGCAAGAUGUCCAUGAUGGCCAUAAGUUGCAGGAUUGGCCUAUUGUCACUUCACAAGAUGCACAUGACUUCACUUCUCAAAUGAAAGGCAUAUUAGAACCAAGAGGACCAAAAGAUUUUGCUGUCCCUCUUGAUAAGUCGACUCUUGCAACGAACAAUUAUACCACAGGAUCAUCGAAAGCUUCUGGGCCCAGUGUUCAAGUAUUUGAUUCUGUUGAUAAAAAAAUUGCAGCCCAACCUCCUCGAAGGAAACAACCUUUUAGGAUGAGUGCACAAGAAGAUUCCUUUGAGCUGGACGAUGACAUACAUUGCAACGUGGGUGAACCUAAACUAUUUUCUGAAAAGAGAGUUACAACGGAAACCUCUCUUAGCAAGCCCUCACCUACUGAAGAACUAAAGCUGGAUCAAACUACAUCUCUGUCAGAAGAGAAGUCAGUUCUGGAUCCUAUAUCAAGCAAAAGAAGUGACAUGGGCAGUGAUGCUGUGUUCCGAGGAGAACCAAGUAUUGGCUCUGCUUUUUCUUCUUUACACGCUACCAGCACAGCUUCAGAGGUGGUCUCUCAACUAGUCUCUGCAGCUGACAAACAAAAGGAAGCUAAUGAUUCACAUCCCUUGUUCAGUUUUAGCUCCAAAACUGUUAAUGAGGUUCCAUCACCUGCAUUUUUAUCCUCACCUUCUGAAUCAUCAAGCAAAAAACCAUUUACUUGGUCAGAAUCUAAACCAGAAAACUCCUCUAGCUUGAUCAAUGUGGCUUCUGCUGCAACUGGAGCUCAGCUGUCAAUUUUUGGUUCAGAUAAAGGUGGCCAUCCAAAUUCCCUGAUUUCCGGUGAUACUAAUGGUAAAUCUGAAGUUGCUUUUCCUGUUACAUCAAAUGGGCCACGUUUUUCAAGUUCUCCCGCCUUCUCAUCCACUGCAGCUUCCACUAGUUAUGCAAAUCAGAUCUCUAUAGGGAGUUCUAGCCUUUUUACCCCUUCAACUAGCAUUGCAAACUUUGGAACUACUGGUUCCACUACCAGUACCUUUACUGCCUACACGAGCAGCACUUUUGGAUCAACCGUGGCACCUUCAUUUUCAGCUGUACCUGCUUUCAAGUUUGGUUCCUCUGUGGAUCCAUCAUCCACUUCAGUUUCUCUAACGUCAGCUCCAACCAUUUUGGAAUCAAAAGAUAUGGAAACAAAAGCAGAGAAAGAUACAAAUUUUGGCAGCACAAGUAAUUCAAAUUCUAGCAUGACAUCAAUUAUGGCAGCAAGCUCCCGAAGUAGCAGUUUUCAACUUGGAUCUUCAGUCACUUCAACUGCAAAUAUCCUUUCUCAGGGUUCUCUUUUUGGUAGUGGCAGUGGAUCUUUGGUGUCUAGCACUGUUACUCAAAGCAUACCUAUUUCAUUUGGAUCAUCUUUACCAUCUUGCAGUAUUGCUAACAAUACAUCAUUUGCAUCGUCCUCGGCCAAUUCCGAAGUUCCCAGUACAAACAUUACUUUUGGUUUCAGUUCUGUAGCUUCCUCGUCUGAAAGUAAUGCAGUUGGCCCUGGCAAUGGGCCAACAGCUAGUGUAUUCAAUUUCGGUGCGAGUUCUGCUGCUGCUUCAGAUGUUGGUGCCAUUAGCUCCAGCAGCAGUGCCACUCCUGGAAUAUUUAGUUUUGGUCUCGGUUCUUCCUCUUCCUCCGCCAAUGUAGUUGGCUCUACCAGUGGUGCCACUCCUAGUAUAUUCAGCUUUGGUAGCAGUUCUGCAGCUUCCACGUCGGGAAUCAAUGCUGCUAGCUCCUUCAGCAGUGGUACUUCUGGUAUAUUCAGUUUUGGUGCUAGUUCAUCGGCUUCCUCUUCAGCCACCAACUCGGUUAGCUCUAGCAAUCCUACUAACUUAUUUGGUCCGAGUUGGCAAAGUCCCAAGUCUCCUAAUCUUGGUUCUACUUUUACUUCUCCGUCCCCAUCCACUGGAUUUGCCUUUGGUGCAUCAUCAUCUUCCUUUGCAGCUACAAGCACUGCACCAAUGCCAGUAUUUGGUAAUCCUCCUGCUUUUGCUGCCUUGACUAGUAAUGAUCAGAUGAAUGCAGAUGACAGUAUGGCCGAGGAUACCAUGCAGUCGUCUGCACCUUCUGUUCCUUCAUUUGGUCAACCAAACAUCUCACCUUCCCCCCCUGGCUUCAUGUUUGGGUCAACAGUACAAUCGCAACCUAGUCCCUUCCAGUUUGCUGGCCAGCAAAAUCAAGUUGCUUCACAGAACUCUUCUUCAUUUCAGGCAUCAGCCAGUCUAGAAUUCAAUGCGGGCGGGAGCUUCUCGUUGGGCAGUGGUGGUGGUGACAAGUCAGGUCGAAAAUAUGUGAAAGCUAGUAGAAGUAAGAACCGGAAGAAAUGA